Molecule: messenger RNA, 1620 nt
Organism: Bufo bufo (common toad)
Lineage: Eukaryota; Metazoa; Chordata; Amphibia; Anura; Bufonidae
Product: olfactory receptor 1468-like
Exons: 2
Coding region: 1-1620 (539 amino acids)
Biological process (GO): G protein-coupled receptor signaling pathway
Cellular component (GO): membrane
Molecular function (GO): G protein-coupled receptor activity; olfactory receptor activity
Source: RefSeq, a predicted model, not a curated record
AUGGCGGCGGCAGCUGCAUGCGCUGAAGAAGGAGAGGAUUCUGAUGCAGACAGCUCUCUGGGCGACACAGUAGAAUCCCGUGAUCCCUCACCUGUAUCGAAGUCUUUUCUCACUAAGGUACUGGGGCAAGCGCUGGAAAAGGCCAUAAAGCCAGUACUGGUGGAACUCUCGGAUAUAAAAUCUGAGAUAACACAAAUGGGGCACAGAGUGGAGACGCUUGAAACAGCGGCGCAGGAGCUUGUGUCGCACUCCACGUGGAUAGAGGAAUAUCUCAACUUCCAUACCACAGAGCUCAACAAAGCGAUGCUGAUGCUUGAAGAUCAAGAAAACAGAAGCAGGCGACGGAAUAUCCGUAUCAAGGGCCUACCCGAAUCCUGGGCUUCUGAAGCGCUGCAUAAAUUGGCCAUGGAAAUUUUCGCCGAUCUUUUAGGCCAGGAACCGGCCGCUUCGAUUAUUAUUGAACGUAUCCACAGGGCCCUAAGACCAGUUCCAAAGCCGAACGAGAGACCCAGAGAUGUUGUCUGUGGUCUUUUGUCAUAUGUGGACACUGCCCGAAUAAUGGCCGCAGCCAGAGAGAGAAGACAGAUCGUAUACGAUGGAGCGGACGUCGCUCUCUACCAAGAUAUAUCGCCCUCCACGCUGGCGAAAAGGCACAUUAUGAAACCCCUACUGGAUGCGCUGAGAACAAAUCUGACUGUGGUCACAAAGUUUCUCCUCUUAGGAUUUCAAAGCAGCCAACUUUUGAGAAAUCUUCUAUUUCUUCUGUUCCUUGUUGUUUUUGUUGCCACAAUAUGUGGGAACCUCCUGAUCAUCAUACUGGUGUCCACCACCAAGAACCUCCACACCCCAAUGUACUUCUUUAUCUCACAACUGUCCAUCAGUGACAUCUUAUUAUCCACAAAUAUUGUCCCCAACCUGCUCCACAUCCUACUGAAUAAUGGAGGAACCGUCAGUUUUAUUGGUUGUAUGACUCAGUUUCAUUUUUUUGAUUGCACUGAAGCAUUAGAGUGUUUUCUUCUCGCUGUGAUGUCUUAUGACAGAUAUGUGGCCAUCUGUAAUCCCCUCCGUUACUCCUCUGUCAUGACGAAUAGAUUUUGUGUUACAUCACUCAUUAUUAGUUGGUUGAUGGGUAAUGUUUUUUCAUUGAUUAUAACGAUAACAUCAUCAAAACUAAACUUUUGUGGGUCAAAUAUCAUCGACCAUUUAUUCUGUGACAUUGUCCCCUUACUAGAACUUUCCUGUUCUGACACCUUCUCUGUUCACUUGGAGAUUUUUGUUUUGGGAGCUCCAACUGUAAUGGUCCCAACCUCAAUCAUUGUAGUUUCUUAUACUUACAUUGUGAUAUCAGUCUUAAGGAUCCCAUCCAUUACUGGUAGACAGAAAGCCUUCUCCACCUGUAGCUCCCACCUCAUUGUGGUCUCCAUUUUUUACUGGACUAUGUUUAGUGUUUAUGUUUUCCCUAAGAGAGAAAAAACUUGGGUCAGUAGUAAAAUCAUCUCUCUGCUGUAUACUGUAUUUACUCCAUUUAUUAACCCCUUUAUAUACAGUCUGAGGAAUAAAGACAUUAAGAAAGCCAUACAGCAAACAUUACAUAAACACAUAUCCCGUAAUAAACAUUAA